Molecule: messenger RNA, 449 nt
Organism: Mercenaria mercenaria
Lineage: Eukaryota; Metazoa; Mollusca; Bivalvia; Venerida; Veneridae
Exons: 3
Coding region: 42-389 (115 amino acids)
Source: RefSeq, a predicted model, not a curated record
UAAAAACGUUUUCCGAGCAUUUCAACAUAUCAUAUGAAAUUAUGUUUCAGACUUACACCAUGAAGCUUGCUUUGUUUCUGCUUGCUGUUCUUCCAUUUACACUGGGAGCCAGCAUUGAUGAAAAGAGAUUCAUAGAAGGGCUACUUGGUGGAGUUGAUAUUCUAGACUUGGCCAAGCAGGUGCUUAAUCAGUUUGGAUGUGAUGAAACUGAGACACAAUGUGAACAGACAAUGUGCCCGCAAGUGGUAAAUAAACUUGACUUCGGCAACUCGCUCAUUACCGCCCUUACCUGCGGUGCUGUUUGCAAAGAAGUUCAGGUGCUAUCGAAGACCUUUGGAAGCAGCUCUGCGACUGGGGUAGAUCCUUGUUCCGGUAGCUUUACAGGAUAAAAGACUCUCAUUCAAUAUGAUCUUAGAAUAUGGAAAUAAAUUCUCCCCGAAUAUCUUCAA